Messenger RNA from Phasianus colchicus (ring-necked pheasant), 4911 nucleotides. RefSeq names its product inactive phospholipase C-like protein 2. Lineage: Eukaryota; Metazoa; Chordata; Aves; Galliformes; Phasianidae. Gene Ontology annotation, molecular function: phosphatidylinositol-4,5-bisphosphate phospholipase C activity. The record is from RefSeq and is a predicted model, not a curated record. Gene Ontology annotation, biological process: regulation of synaptic transmission, GABAergic; phosphatidylinositol metabolic process; gamma-aminobutyric acid signaling pathway.
AUGGCGGAGGGGCCCCGGAGCGCCCCGCCGCCCGGCUCGCCCCGCCCCGCCGCGCCGCUGCCCAACGGGCCCCGCGGCGGCGGCGGCGGCAGCCCCGGUUCGGGCUCGGGGAGCAGCAGCCGCGAGGACUCGGCGGAGCGGAGCCCCGCGCCCGCCGCGCCCCGUGCGAGCAUCAUGAAGGACGGCUCCCGGCAGCGGCCCGUGCAGAAGAAGACGGUGUCCUUCAGCACGAUGCCCAACGACCGGAAGAUAAACAGCGCAGCUGCCUGCAUCUCCUUCAUGCUGGAGGGCUGUGAGCUGAAGAAGGUGCGCUCCAACUCCCGCAUGUACAGCCGCUUCUUCGUGCUGGACACCGACAUGCGCUCUGUGCGCUGGGAGCCUUCCAAGAAGGACUCAGAGAAGGCCAAGAUUGAGAUCAAAUCGGUGAAGGAGGUGCGCGUGGGCAAGAAAACGCCCAUCCUGCGCAGCAACGGCCUCUCUGACCAGUUCCCUGAUGAGUGCGCCUUCUCCAUCAUCUAUGGAGACAACUACGAGUCCCUGGACCUGGUGGCCAGCUCGGCCGACGUGGUGAGCGCCUGGGUGAUGGGGCUGCGGUACCUGCUGUCCUACGGGAAGCACACGCCCGAGGCCCUGGGGUCCGGCCACCCCAGCCUGCGCACCUCCUGGAUCUCCUCCGUCUUCGACCUCGCCGACCUGGAGAAGUCCGGCCGCAUCCCCGUGUCCCACGCCGUGCAGCUCAUCAAAGCGCUCAACCCUGGCAUGAAGGUGUCCACCAUUGAGCUGAAGUUCAAGGAGCUGCAGAAGGCCAGCGAGCGUCCCGGCACCGAGGUGGGCUGCGACCUGUUUGUGGAGGCGUACUGUGAGCUCUGCACCCGGCCCGAGAUCUUCUUCCUGCUGGUGCAGUUCUCCAGCAACAAGGAGUACCUGGGCCUGAAGGACCUGCUGACGUUCCUGGAGGUGGAGCAGGGCAUGGAGGGCGUCACGGAGGAGAAGUGCUUGGAGAUCGUCAGCAAGUACGAGCCCUCUAAGGAGGGCCGGGAGAAGGGCUACCUGGCCAUCGACGGCUUCACCCGCUACCUGCUCUCCUCCGACUGCUCCAUCUUCGACCCGCAGCACCGCCAGGUGUGCCAGGACAUGGCGCAGCCUCUCUCCCACUACUACAUCAGCUCUGCCCACAGCGCCUGCCUGCUGGAGGACAACUUCUGGGGCCGCUCGGACAUCAGUGGAUACGUCAGUGCGCUGGGGCUGGGCUGCCGCAGCAUCGAGCUGGUGCUGUGGGACGGCCCCGAUGGUGAGCCCGUGGUCUACACCAGCCCCUCGGCCGCCUCCUGCGUGCCCUUCCGCUCUGUGGUGGGGCUGAUCGACCAGCACGCCUUCACCGCCUCCGCCUACCCGCUCAUCCUCUGCCUGGUGGUGCGCUGCUCUGCUGCCCAGCAGCGCCUGGCCGCCCAGUGCCUGCGCAAGACGCUGGGCGAGAAGCUCUACCUGCAGCCACCUGACCCCACCGCCUCCUACCUGCCCUCCCCGGAGCAGCUCAAGGGCCGCAUCCUUAUCAAGGGCAAGAAGCUGCCGCCCGGCUGCGAGGACAGCGAGGGGGAGGUGUCGGAUGAGGAGGAAGGCCGGGAGCUGGCGCGGAGGCUGGGCCAGGAGGACCGCGAGGCGGCAGAAGGGGGGAUCCCGCGGCGCGUGCGGCUGAGCCGUGAGCUCUCGGAGCUGGUGAGCCUCUGCCAGGCCGUCCCCUUCCAGGACUUUGAGAGCUCGCGGCGCGGGCAGCGCUACUGGGAGAUGUGCUCCUUCAGCGAGGUGGAGGCGGGCCGCUUCGCCAAUGAGUGUCCGGCCGAGCUGGUGAGCUACAACAAGCGCUUCCUCUCCCGCGUCUACCCCAGCCCCAUGCGCAUCGAUGCCAGCAACAUGAACCCACAGGACUUCUGGAAGUGCGGCUGCCAGAUGGUGGCCAUGAACUACCAGACGCCGGGGCUGAUGAUGGACCUCAACGCGGGCUGGUUCCGGCAGAACGGGGCUUGCGGUUACGUCCUCCGCCCCGCCAUCAUGCGGGAGGAGGUCUCCUACUUCAGUGCCAACGCCAAGGACUCUCUGCCCGGGGUGCCCGCGCAGCUGCUGCACCUCAAAGUCAUCAGCGGGCAGAACCUGCCCAAGCCAAAGGGCUCGGGGGCCAAGGGGGAGGUGGUGGAGCCCUACGUCUGCGCUGAGAUCCACGGCAUCCCAGCUGACUGCGCGGAGCACCGCACCAAGACGGCCCUGCAGAGCGGGGACAACCCCGUCUUCGAUGAGAGCCUGGAGUUCCAGAUCAACCUGCCCGAGCUGGCCGUGCUGCGCUUCGUUGUGCUGGACGACGACUACAUCGGGGAUGAGUUCAUCGCGCAGUACACCAUCCCCUUCGAGUGCCUGCAGCCUGGCUACCGCCACGUCCCGCUCCAGUCGCUGUCUGGGGAGCCCCUGCCCCACGCCACCCUCUUUGUGCACGUGGCCAUCACCGACCGCCGCGGGGGGGGCAAGGGGCACCGCCGGGGGCUGGCGGGGCGCCGGGGCCGCCGGGUGCGCGAAUAUACCUCCACCAAAGCCACCGGCAUCAAGGCCAUCGACGAGGUCUUCCGGACGGCCACUCAGCCCCUGCGGGAGGCCACCGACCUGCGGGAGAAUGUGCAGAACGCGCUGGUCUCCUUCAAGGAGCUGUGCGGCCUGACGCCCGCCGCCAACAUGAAGCAGUGCAUCCUGACGGUGGCUGCGUGGCUGCUGCACAGUGACGGUGCACCCAGCGUCACCCUCAACCUGGCUGAGCAGUACCCCCCCAUGGAGGCACAGGGCCCCAUCCCCGACCUGCUGCGCAAGGUCCUCACUGCCUAUGAGACGAUGAUCCAGACCAGCCGGACGCUGAUCGAGUCUGCUGACGCAGUGCACAGCAAGCUCAUCCAGGCGCAGCAGGCAGGUAUGGACUUCCACAAGGAGCUGCACCGCAUUGAGGCCAAGGAGGGGCUGCGGGGACGGAAGCUGCAGAAAGCACUGGAGAGCUUUGCCUGGAACAUCACCGUCCUGAAGGGCCAAGCUGACCUUCUCAAGCAUGCCAAGGCAGAGGCACUGGACAACCUCUGGCAGAUCCACAAUGCCGGGCAGUCCUGUGGCAUCGGCAGGAACGGUUUGGCCUCCCCGGAGCCGUCCCGGCUGCGUGCACCACUGGAGCCCAUCCCUGAGGCAGAAGGAGGCAGCGAUGCCGCGUCCUGCUGACCCCGGCCUGGGGCUCAGGCAGCCCCCAUGGAGCAGCCUCUGCUGCAGGAACAGGGACUACAGAGCCUGUGGCACAGUUGGGGAUGGGAAUGGGCAGGGUGCUGAGGGGCUGCCAGCGCAGUCAUUUACCUGCCUGCAGACACUGCAGGGAACUGGGGGAGCCUCACUCCUGUCUGCUCCCUCCGGCUUCCCAGGCCUCUUCCAUCUGCUUCCAGAGCGGGUGCUGUGCUGUGGGGCCGGGGGUUGGACUGCUGGCACCCAGCUGUGUGCGUUCAACCCCAGCCUGCUGUGCCACCUCCCUUGUAAGAACUGCCCCAGGCGUGGGCUUUGGCUGUCAGGGCUGCAGAUUCUGCCUUUGCCAACCCUGGAGACUGCCUGCAUGGCUGGAAGGGGUCUGGCCGACCACUGUUCCUUCUCCCAGGGUCUUCCCAGGUGUCCUCAGGUCCCUGCUGUGCAGAGAAGCUGGGAAGGCACCUGUAGGGCAGCUGGCAAUGGGUCUGGGGCUGUGGGACUACUGCAGAGCAGAGCUGCCAGGGGCUGUGUCCUCUGGCAUCAGGGAGCUCAUCCUGGGCUUGGCCCAUGAGAGAGCACACCGCAGAUGUGGGCUGUGGGUGAGAGGUGGUCUGGGGCUGCGGAGCACUCUGUUUAUAAAGUGUGUGAGACCCACGCUGUGCGCUGCUGUCCCUCUCGGUGCUGGGGGUGGGGUCACCAAAUGAGACGAUGGCAGUGGCGAUGAGGGCACCAUCUUCUGCCGGUUCCAUUUGCGCCGUCCCCGCACGUCAGCGCAGCACGCAGCCGGCGGCUGCCCGGCGCCCCUUUGUUCGGGCGGUAAUUAGCCUAAUGGGGCCACCGGAGCUGACCCGAGAGCUGCCGUUGUUGGGAGCGGUUGGCGCUUCCCCCGGCGCUGACCUUCACGCGGCUUUGUGGGGCCGCUAGUCCCUCGGGUAAUUAUGGCUUCAUUAGUGCCACGCACCCCGGUCCUGCGCUGUACCCACAUAAUACAGAGCCACAAAUGAGGGGAAAGGCCUGACCGGUUUCCGAGCUACCGACAACAAAGACCACACAUCUCCCAGAGACCGGACGGUAUUUUUGGCAGCGCUAUUGUGCGGGGACGGGGGUUGGGGGGGGCCGCCCCUAUAAAGCCCCGGUGUGCGGCUCAGGGCGGCUGCGCUCCUCAGCCCCAGCAGGACAUGCGCCAGCACCGCUUGGCCACCUGAAGACACCCAGAAGGAUGGAGGUGCCCAACACCAAGGUGGGGCUGGGGUGGGCAGGGGCACUGCUGAGGUCUGGUGAGGGCUGGGCCGGUUCCCCUGCGAACAGAAGUCGGGGGGCUCAGCCCUGCCUGGGUUCCCUGUGUGGGUGCGGGGUGCAUGCUGCAUGCGGCAUCGUGCUUUGGCACGAGCUUGGGCAUCUCGCUGCUCCUCCCGCAGCACUCAGUGGUGAGGGAAGGUGCUGGCUGUGUGCUGGCACAGGUAAGUGCUGGUGAAGGUAUCUGCAGCCAACUCCUGCUCACAGUGUGGUUUUUGGGCUGGAAUGGCGGGGCAGGAGCGAAUCUCCUUGGGGUCCCCUCUGUCCCUGAUGUGCCCCAGAGAGGAGAUGCUGCGGGUGCUGCAGCAGAGAUGAGCAGGCAGCCUGCAGGGUGGGAGCUGAGCCCUGUACCAACGCGGC